Diospyros lotus (date-plum) is the source of this 735-nucleotide messenger RNA. RefSeq lists its product as uncharacterized. The transcript has a single exon. Bases 1 to 735 code for a protein of 244 amino acids. Lineage: Eukaryota; Viridiplantae; Streptophyta; Magnoliopsida; Ericales; Ebenaceae. The record is from RefSeq and is a predicted model, not a curated record.
AUGGCAGAUUCUGGAAAUUCUCCCGAUCAAAACCCACAACGAGGCUCCGGCAGCGCUCCUCCAACUCCCCGCGGCCAGGCACCACCUCCCAACCCGGCCGGCGAAGGGUCCUCCGGGAAUGUGCCAGUCCCUCGAUGGUCUCCCAGGCCUAGACUUGGCGGUGCUGCAAAUCCGGGGACUAACCAACCCAGAAAUGUUGCAGGCGGUGCUGGUGCUGGGGAGGGCACUUCGACCGGUGCCUCAGGCUCCGGUCCUUCUCAACCUCCUCGGGCAGACGACCUACAGCCACCGCCACCACCGCCUCCUCCUCCCGUUCCUCAGCCAGCCGCCGUUGGUGGAUACACUUGUAGUCUGUGCAAUCCACCGAAAACUUUCAAUAAUGACCGCGCGUUAUCCGGCCACAUGCACAUGCAUCGAAACCGCCAUUGGAGGGGUUCGUUUCCUCCUCCAGUAUACAGCCGGGAAGAAUUUUUACAAGACGAAACUGCCAGGGUUCUAUUGAACCCCCCGUUAGAAGUUCAAGAGGCCGCCCUGGCGGCCGCCCUAGCCGGGGAAGCAGGGCAAGGCGGGAGAGCCGCUGUUGCAGGAAGGGAAACAAUUAUUCGGGAUUUCGAUUUGAAUGUGAGCUUGGAGGGAGCGAACGAACCGGCUCCGGCGCCGGCGCAGGGGGCGGGGCCUUCAGGCGGCGGCAUUCCAGACCUGAAUGAGCCUGUGGACGAAGAGGGAAGGGAGUAG